AUGGCUGAUAUCCCCGACGAAACCCGUCCUCUGCUGUCGUCUGCUGAUUCUCCAGCUCGUCUCGAUCAACCAGAUCGCUCCAUCGAAUAUGACACCCUCCCUGAAACCGCCACCUACGGGCGAAACCUCUCCUGGUCGAGCGCCUACAUCCUCGUCAUCUCGCGUGUCAUUGGCAGCGGCAUCUUCGCGACACCAGGCGCCAUCGUCAAGUCGGUCGGCAGCCUGGGUCUGGCGCUGACCGUCUGGGUCGUCGGCACGAUCCUGUCCGCCUGUGGCCUGGCCGUGUCGCUGGAAUACGGCUGCAUGCUGCCGCGCUCCGGCGGCGACAAGGUCUACCUCGAGUUCACGUACCGGCGGCCGCGGUUCCUGGCGUCGACGCUGAUCGCCGUGCAGGCGGUGCUGCUGGGCUUUACGGCCAGCAACUGCAUCGUCUUUUCGAAAUACACCUGGUUUGCGCUGCGGGUCCAGCCGAGCGAGGCGCAGAGCAAGAUCCUCGCUGUGGCUCUGCUGACGGUCAUUACGAUCAUUCACGGCUGCUUCAUGAAGACGGGGAUCGCCAUCCAGAAUGCGCUGGGCUGGGUCAAGAUUUUCCUCAUUAUGUUUAUGGCGCUGAGCGGGAUCUAUGUCAUCUUAUCCCAUCGACAAGCAGACACGGUGCCGACGAGUGUAUCUGCAGACUGGCACGACCUGUGGAAAGACUCGGACUGGAGCUGGAACACCAUCUCCACGUCGCUGUUCAAAGUGUUUUAUUCGUACGCUGGGCUGAGCAACAUGAACAACGUGCUGAACGAGGUCAAGGACCCCGUGCGGACGCUCAAGUCGGUCUGUCAGGCGGCGCUCAUCACAUCCUGCUGUUUGUAUCUUCUGGCCAAUGUGUCUUACUUCCUGGUCGUGCCCAUCGAUGAGAUCAAGCAGAGCGGCGAGCUGGUGGCGGCGCUGUUCUUCGAGCGCGCGUUUGGCCCGCACCUGGGACGGACGAUCUUGCCUCUGGCCAUUGCUGUAUCUGCGGCGGGGAAUGUGAUGGUCGUGACGUUUGCGUUGGCCCGCGUUAAUCAAGAGAUCGCCCGCCAAGGCUUCCUCCCGUUUUCCAAGACCAUCUCCUCCUCGAAGCCGUUUAACUCGCCCUUCUGGGGUCUCAUCGUGCACUAUAUCCCGUCAUUCCUGGUCAUUACGCUGCCACCGCAAGGCGGCGUGUACAAUUUCAUCUUAGACGUGGAAGGCUACCCAGGGCAGAUGUUCGCCCUGGCCGUGACGGCAGGACUGCUGCUCCUGCGACGGCAACGGCCGGACCUGAAACGGCCGUUCAGAGCCUGGCUGCCGGCCGUGUGGCUGCGGCUCGUCGUGUGCAUCGCGCUGCUGGCGGCGCCUUUCUUCCCGCCGGCGGAUUGGCGGGGAGAUGUGGAUUUCUUCUACGCGACGUAUGCGAUUGUGGGGGUUGGCAUCAUCCUCUUUGGCGUGCUGUACUGGUACGUCUGGACGGUCUUGCUCCCGCGCUGGGGGGGAUACACGCUGGAGGAAGAGGUGGAGGUGCUGGACGACGGGACGAGCAUUACGAAGCUGGUGCAUUCGUAUAAGGGAUGA
Messenger RNA from Rasamsonia emersonii CBS 393.64, 1581 nucleotides. Its product is annotated as Methionine permease. The transcript is spliced from 3 exons. Gene Ontology annotation, molecular function: L-amino acid transmembrane transporter activity. The record is from RefSeq and is a predicted model, not a curated record. Gene Ontology annotation, cellular component: membrane. The coding region runs from base 1 to 1581 and encodes 526 amino acids. NCBI's taxonomy places the organism in Eukaryota, Fungi, Ascomycota, Eurotiomycetes, Eurotiales, Trichocomaceae. Gene Ontology annotation, biological process: amino acid transmembrane transport.